GUUUCUCCCUGGCACUGGGAGGCCAGGCCCUCGGCCCUGGCCUGAACUCUGGGCUGGUGAAGCUGUCCCACAAUGCGGCCACAGCAUUUUGAGCAACUGCAGUUCCUUUUAUGUUUUCAUUUGUCGUGGAUCUGUGUGUGUUGGGAGGCAGGAAGCUCUGUCCACGUGUUGCCCUGCCUGUGGAUCCUUGUCUCUGUGGGCCAGCAUCUGCGCUUCAGCCCAUGCCUAGGGCACGUGUGUCCCUAGAGAAUUAAUUUCUUUGUCUGGUGGCAGGCACCCAGCAGGCAUCACUGCUCCCUCUGUGUUGGUCCCUCUGCCUGCUCAGAGCCUCAGCCUCAGGGAAGGUUCUUGGGGCCCACAGCCUGCUCAUCUUACAAGUGUGGAGCCAGAGGCCCAAAGCCCCAGGCCGCAGCUGCUCUGUACCCAGUGCCAUGCCUCUUUGCCUAUAAUUUCAUGUUGCUUCAAGUCUCUGAUUUAUUUUUUGUUUUCUUAUGUUUAUAGAGAUAACAACAUUGUUACUAGUGAUUCUAGGCAGACCCUUGAGUGUGCCCAGGUGUCUAAACUGUACUUCUUAAUGCCACAGGGUUCACCUUCAGUCUUCAUGCUCUUCUUGCUUUUGCCAUGGGCAAGUUACAUGACCUCCCGGGGCCUCAGUUUCCCUCUCUGUUAUUUGGGUAGAAAUGUUUUUCCUGAGCAGUAAGGAUCGAAGGCUAGUGGGGCUGUUGAGUAUGAAUGUGUUUUAGGAGCAUUGCUGUGUUUGCUGCUCUGUUUUUUUCUGUUUCCGAGGUGCGUUUUUUCUUGAGUUUUAGUGGUUUUGGAAUUGAGAUUUAUUUACAGGAAGUUCACAUUUAAAGUCUCGGACGGCAUAUGAGGUAAAGUAGUAAGGAUGAGGAUAAAGUCCACUUUAACACUCUAUUCUUAUUGCCUCUUCCUGCCUUUCUUCAUAGACAUGGGGUAGUGGAGGAGUUGGGGGUGUCUUUGAACUAAGGAAUAAGGAAACGCACUGUGAUGUGCUGGUGGUUUGGUCUGCACCUCCUUCCCAGGGCAAGAGGUCUGUUGAGUGGAGGUUUCUGUGGUUUUACGGGCAAGACUGUGCCCUGUUCCUAUUCGUCACCCCUGAGGCCAGUGAGGGGGCUGAGGGAGCCAACUGGGGGCUGGACCCCAGUCACUGGCUUUGAGGGAGUGUGGGCAGGAUGGGGUGGUUUGGGAUACCAGCUUGCGAGGGGUAGUGGGCAGGGCACACUCCUCCCCUAGCUCCUGAGGCAGGGCCAGGCACCUUCUCUUUAGCCCACAUUCAGAAAGGGGCACCUCCCUAGAGGAGGGCAUCUUGCGUUCUUCACCUGGUUGGGAAGGGACCGUCGGGUGUCCUGGCUUCCUGGGGAUAGCAGAUCUUGCCUGGCACCUGACCCUGGGGCCUGAUGGUGGGGCUGUGGGUGCCAGCUGGUUGAGGAGGUCUUUCCUGAGGGGUCGCCAGUUUUCUUCAUUCAGGAAAACAUUAUUGGGUCUCUUGAUUCCCCAGCCUCUAGCCCUGCCCCUCUCAGGGACGACCCUGGGGUCAGGCCCCUCAGCCCUCGAGGGGGACCAGGAGCCAGCCUCCUCUGUCUUCUCUGGCUCCCCAGCUCCUCCUGAGCAUCCUCAGAGCGAGACAAGGAAAACCGGCACCGGAAGCGUAGCCACAGCCGCUCUCGAAGCCGGGACCGCAAGCGCCGGAGCCGGAGCCGGGACCGGCGCAACCGGGACCAGCGGAGCGCCUCCCGGGACAGGCGGCGACGAAGCAAACCUUUGACCAGAGGCGCUAAAGAGGAGCACGGUGGAUUGAUUCGUUCCCCCCGCCAUGAGAAGAAGAAGAAGGUCCGUAAAUACUGGGAUGUACCACCACCUGGCUUCGAGCAUAUCACCCCCAUGCAGUACAAGGCCAUGCAAGCUGCGGGUCAGAUUCCAGCCACCGCCCUUCUCCCCACCAUGACCCCUGACGGCCUGGCUGUGACCCCGACGCCGGUGCCCGUGGUCGGGAGCCAGAUGACCAGACAGGCCCGGCGCCUCUACGUGGGCAACAUCCCCUUUGGCAUCACUGAGGAGGCCAUGAUGGAUUUCUUCAACGCCCAGAUGCGCCUUGGGGGGCUGACCCAGGCCCCUGGCAACCCCGUCUUGGCUGUGCAGAUUAACCAAGACAAGAACUUUGCCUUCUUGGAGUUCCGCUCAGUGGAUGAGACCACGCAGGCCAUGGCCUUUGAUGGCAUCAUCUUCCAGGGCCAGUCACUGAAGAUCCGCAGGCCUCACGACUACCAGCCUCUGCCUGGCAUGUCAGAGAAUCCCUCUGUCUACGUGCCUGGAGUUGUGUCCACCGUGGUUCCGGACUCUGCCCACAAGCUGUUCAUUGGGGGCUUACCCAAUUACCUGAACGAUGACCAGGUAAAAGAGCUGCUGACAUCGUUCGGGCCUCUCAAGGCUUUCAACCUGGUCAAGGACAGCGCCACGGGGCUCUCCAAGGGCUACGCCUUCUGUGAGUACGUGGACAUCAACGUUACAGACCAGGCUAUCGCGGGGCUGAAUGGGAUGCAGCUGGGGGAUAAGAAACUGCUCGUCCAGAGGGCAAGUGUGGGAGCCAAGAAUGCCACGCUGGUGAGCCCCCCGAGCACCAUCAAUCAGACCCCGGUGACCCUGCAAGUGCCGGGGCUCAUGAGCUCCCAGGUGCAGAUGGGCGGCCACCCGACUGAGGUCCUGUGCCUCAUGAACAUGGUGCUGCCUGAGGAGCUGCUGGACGAUGAGGAAUACGAGGAGAUUGUAGAGGAUGUGCGGGAUGAGUGCAGCAAGUAUGGGCUCGUCAAGUCCAUUGAGAUCCCCCGGCCUGUGGACGGUGUCGAGGUGCCUGGCUGCGGAAAGAUCUUCGUGGAGUUCACCUCUGUGUUUGACUGCCAGAAAGCCAUGCAGGGCCUGACGGGUCGCAAGUUCGCCAACAGAGUGGUUGUCACAAAAUACUGUGACCCCGACUCUUACCACCGCCGGGACUUCUGGUAGAGGUGGAGGGGGAGGGUAGGGGCAGGGCUGGCUGGGGGCUUCUCCCCCUCCCGCCCCCCCUCUUUUCCCCCUCUGAAGAAGAUGGGCAGAGGAGUGACAGCCGAAUGACAGCCGGCAGCAACUGGGAAUGGCAGCAAUUGGGGUGGGGUGGGGGUUGGGGUGGGGAGGGCAAUGGGGAAGUGCGCGCACAGGCCCACACAGACACAUGCACCCACAGACACAGAGGGAAGGGGUCGGGGUGGGGAGGGGGUGCACAGCAGGGCGGGGUAGGACCCCAAUAGCCCCUCCCCAGAACAGCCUCUCCUCUUCUCCCUUCUACCCUCCUUCUCCCUUUACCCACCGUAGAAACAUAGUGUGUUUAUAUUUUAUGGCCAAACUAUUUUGAAUUUUGUUGUCCACCCUGGUGCCCUGCCUUCUCCCUUUCCAGGACCACAGCUUCCCUCCUCCUGGCCUCUGGUUCUUCCCCCGGUGCCCUCCCCGGUUUCUUACGUAGUUGACUCUCCUCUUUAGUCUCCCUGACCUGCGCUCCAGCCCCGUGGCCCCGUCCCUUUCCUCUCUGUGGCAGUUUCAUAUUUGCUAAGACGAAUUUGCUCAUUAAACAUUUUGUUGUAUUUUA
Ailuropoda melanoleuca (giant panda) is the source of this 3634-nucleotide messenger RNA. RefSeq names its product U2 small nuclear RNA auxiliary factor 2 (gene U2AF2). The record is from RefSeq and is a predicted model, not a curated record. The coding region runs from base 1903 to 3018 and encodes 371 amino acids. The transcript is spliced from 12 exons. Gene Ontology annotation, molecular function: RNA binding. NCBI's taxonomy places the organism in Eukaryota, Metazoa, Chordata, Mammalia, Carnivora, Ursidae. Gene Ontology annotation, cellular component: nucleus. Gene Ontology annotation, biological process: mRNA processing.